ACACAGGAAGUGUGGAGGUAAACAGAAGCGAUAAUGUUUCCAUGGAAAUAUUUUAUACUUUCUGCAGCGUGUAUCUUAUCGCAGAUCUGUAUUUUUUGAAGUAUGCAGUUGGUUUCAGCAUUCGGUUGUUUUAUGAGGUAAAUAUACAAACUCUACAGGUAGUGUGAGUGGCGAGGAUGGCCGAUGUGGUGUUAGGCGUUGGGACAGGUGUGUUUAUCAUCACUUUAAUCUGGAUAGUGACUCUCGCGCUCACCAUCGUUCUGUCGCGCGCAACCGGCCCAACAAAGUUAGGAAUCAUUCCUAUAUUUCUAAUGGCGCUCAGCGUCACACUGGUUUUAGUUUUCUUCCCGCGCGCCCCUGAAGUUCCUUCCCCUGAAAAAACGGUUCAGAUAGUGGAUAUGUUCUUCAUCGGCCGAUACGUGCUUCUGUCCUUGGUGAGCGUGGUGUUCUUGGCAGCCCUGUUCAUGUUGCUGCCCUUACAUUUCCUGGAGCCCGUGUAUGCCAAGCCCCUGAGAACACACUAGACCACGAGACUUCAUGUGCCAAACUCCUACAGAUAUCCUGAAGCGGGCCAGCCAACCUGGCAGCGCCGUCGAUCAACGAGCCCCACUUGAGAUGAGAGGACAGCAGAAGGUUCCAGGGCUUUUGUCUUCCUGUUCAAAUCAGAGAUGUCCACAUCUCUCUGAGAGCACAGCACAGAAGGGUCUGAAUGCAGCACGUUUUCACAAGGGUGUGGUUGGGUAAAGUUGUGUAUGUUAGAUAUGUAAUCAGUUUUGUUAUUUUAAAUGUAGUGCAUUUUUACUGUUAAAAAUAAUGAAUACAACUUA
Carassius carassius (crucian carp) is the source of this 827-nucleotide messenger RNA. It is a transcript of the gene tmem218, whose product is annotated as transmembrane protein 218. The transcript is spliced from 4 exons. Lineage: Eukaryota; Metazoa; Chordata; Actinopteri; Cypriniformes; Cyprinidae. The coding region runs from base 177 to 524 and encodes 115 amino acids. The record is from RefSeq and is a predicted model, not a curated record.